Messenger RNA from Ictidomys tridecemlineatus (thirteen-lined ground squirrel), 1957 nucleotides. Lineage: Eukaryota; Metazoa; Chordata; Mammalia; Rodentia; Sciuridae. The record is from RefSeq and is a predicted model, not a curated record.
GCGCCGAUCCCGCCCACAGCGCGGCGGUCCGGUUUCCGGCGGGAGCCUGGACCACCAGGCGGAAGGGAAGCUGUUGUCGGUGAUACCUGAGCUGCCCUUUGCGGUGGUACCCGCCAAAAUGCCUCACUUAGAGAAUAUGGUCCUUUGUCGCGAGUCCCAAGUCUCCACCUUGCAGUCCCUGUUUGGAGAGAGACAUCAUUUCAGCUUUCCAUCCAUUUUUAUUUAUGGACAUACUGCCAGUGGAAAGACCUAUGUAACGCAAACUUUGUUGAAAACAUUAGAGCUCCCGCAUGUCUUUGUGAAUUGUGUCGAAUGCUUUACCUUGAGGCUACUUUUGGAAAAGAUUUUAAACAAGUUGAGUCAUCUUAGUUCUUCAGAGGAGGGAUGUUCUACUGAAAUAACCUGUGAAACAUUUAAUGACUUUGUUCGCUUGUUUAAACAAGUAACCAAAGCUGAAAGUCUCAAGGAUCAAACUGUAUACGUUGUUCUAGAUAAAGCAGAAUAUCUAAGAGAUAUGGAAGCAAAUCUUUUGCCAGGAUUUCUUAGGUUACAAGAAUUGACGGACAGAAAUGUGACUGUUAUCUUUCUCAGUGAAAUUAUUUGGGAAAAGUUUCGUCCAGAUACUGGGUGCUUUGAGCCAUUUGUCUUGUAUUUUCCUGAUUAUAGCAUAGGGCACCUUCAAAAGAUCUUAUCCCAUGAUCGUCCUCCAGAAUAUUCACCUGAUUUUUAUGCUGCCUACAUUAAUAUUCUUCUUGGAGUUUUCUAUACUGUUUGUCGGGAUUUGAAAGAGCUUAGACAUCUGGCAGUACUUAAUUUUCCUAAAUAUUGUGAACCUGUGGUUAAAGGAGAAGCAAAUGAACGUGAUACUCGCAAACUGUGGAGAAAUAUUGAACCUCAUUUGAAGAAAGCCAUGCAGACUGUUUAUCUCAGAGAAGUUUCAAGUUCCCAGUGGGAGAAGCUACAGAAAGAUGAUUCAGAUUCUGGACAACUAAAAGGUCUCUCAGCAUAUACUCAUGUGGAACUCCCAUAUUACUCUAAGUUUAUUCUAAUUGCUGCAUACCUCGCGUCAUACAAUCCAGCAAGAACUGACAAGAGAUUCUUCCUUAAGCAUCAUGGAAAAAUCAAGAAAACCAACUUUCUAAAGAAACAUGAAAAGACAAGCAAUCAUCUACUUGGACCAAAACCAUUUCCAUUAGACAGAUUAUUAGCAAUAUUAUAUAGCAUUGUGGACAGCAGAGUUGCUCCAACAGCAAAUAUCUUUUCCCAGAUUACUUCUCUAGUGACUCUUCAACUGUUAACCCUGGUUGGCCAUGAUGAUCAGCUUGAAGGACCAAAAUACAAAUGCACAGUUUCGUUAGACUUCAUCAGAGCUGUAGCAAGAGUAUAAAAAUAUACAUCCACAUCGUCUGUUGAAUCGUAUUCUUGGAUCAUACAGAUUUAGUUACAAUACGCUUACAGGUCAACCACUGCUAAAAGACUGAAAAGAAUGAAAACUACAAAUGAGGACAGAUGAGCUCUGCGUUUAUGUAAUGAUAGAACAGGUGUUUGGAAGAUAAACAAUGUUCAGAAGCAAAGAAGAUUUAAAUACUUUUGCAUCUCUAAUUACUUUAUUCUGAUUAUUAGACAAAAAGCAAAUAGCUUUCAAAUGAAAUCUAAACUUUCUGUAGUGUAAUUGAAAUACAGCAUGUUGAUUAGCUCUAACUUUGUUUCUUUUCUUUUUUCUUUCAUUAUUUUUUUUAGAAAAGUAAACUUUAUGGAAAAAUAAGAAAACAAGUUUUUAAUGAAAUGUGUUCUUAGCAUCAUUUUUGAAAAGCUAGUGUCAAGGAUAGCAUGAUACAUUUGAUAGCACUAUAAGAUUAUUUAGUGUUAGGUGUGUAUUAUUUUGCAUGUGGUUCCCAGAAUCAUACAAAGCUGAGCAAUCCAGAGGUAAGAAUGCUGACAUGUUAUCUGUUUUUGU